Chaetura pelagica (chimney swift) is the source of this 1810-nucleotide messenger RNA. It is a transcript of the gene WASF1, whose product is annotated as WAS protein family, member 1. Bases 23 to 1810 code for a protein of 595 amino acids. Gene Ontology annotation, molecular function: actin binding; protein kinase A regulatory subunit binding; Arp2/3 complex binding. The record is from RefSeq and is a predicted model, not a curated record. Gene Ontology annotation, biological process: positive regulation of Arp2/3 complex-mediated actin nucleation; actin cytoskeleton organization. The transcript is spliced from 9 exons. Gene Ontology annotation, cellular component: cytoskeleton. NCBI's taxonomy places the organism in Eukaryota, Metazoa, Chordata, Aves, Apodiformes, Apodidae.
UGGUCCUCUGAUCCAUUCCAGGAUGCCUCUGGUGAAGAGGAACAUCGACCCCAGGCACCUGUGCCACACAGCUCUACCCCGGGGGAUCAAGAAUGAACUGGAAUGUGUCACCAACAUCUCCUUGGCAAAUAUCAUCAGACAGCUGAGUAGCCUAAGUAAAUAUGCUGAAGAUAUCUUUGGUGAGCUGUUCAAUGAAGCACACAGCUUCUCCUUCCGAGUCAACUCCCUCCAGGAGCGCGUAGAUCGGCUGUCGGUCAGCGUCACGCAGCUGGAUCCCAAGGAAGAGGAAUUGUCCCUGCAGGACAUCACCAUGAGGAAGGCUUUCCGGAGCUCCACCGUUCAGGACCAGCAGCUGUUCGACCGCAAAACGCUGCCCAUUCCUCUGCAGGAGACUUAUGACAUUUGUGAGCAGCCUCCUCCCCUCAACAUCCUCACCCCUUACAGGGAUGAUGGAAAAGAGGGCUUGAAGUUUUAUACCAAUCCUUCAUACUUCUUUGAUCUGUGGAAGGAAAAGAUGUUGCAGGACACAGAGGACAAAAGAAAAGAAAAGAGGAAGCAGAAGCAGAAAAAUCUGGAUCGCCCUCAUGAACCAGAAAAAGUGCCCCGGGCACCUCACGACAGACGGAGAGAGUGGCAGAAGUUAGCCCAGGGCCCAGAGCUGGCAGAAGACGAUGCCAACCUCCUACAUAAGCACAUUGAAGUUGCUAAUGGCCCAGCUUCACAUUUUGAAUCCAGAUCUCAGGCAUACGUGGACCAUCUGGAUGGAUCCUACUCCCUUUCUGCAUUGCCCUACAGCCAGAUGUCUGAGCUGCUGAACAGGGCUGAGGAGCGAGUGCUGGUCAGGCCACAUGAACCACCUCCACCACCACCUCCAAUGCACGCAGCAGAUGUGAAACCUGGGCCUCCUUGUGUUAGUUCUACGACCGGCUUGGUAGAAACCCGUCCUCAGUCACCAGCAACGGGCAGAACCCCAGUGUUUGUGAGCCCCACUCCUCCUCCUCCACCACCACCACCUCUUCCAUCUGCUUUGUCAACUUCCUCUCUAAGAGCUGCGAUGACUUCCACUCCUCCACCCCCAGUCCCACCACCUCCACCUCCUCCCACAGCUGCUCUGCAGGCCCCGGCUGUGCCACCUCCUCCAGCUCCUCUCCAGAUAGCUCCUGGAGUCCUACACCCAGCUCCACCUCCGAUUGCUCCUCCCCUAGCACAGCCCUCUCCCCCUGUCACUAGAGCUGCCCAGGUGUGUGAAGCUGUACCUGUUCACCCAGUUCCUCCACAGCCUGAAGCACAGGGACUUCCUCCACCACCCCCACCUCCUCCCCUGCCGCCUCCCGGCAUCCGACCCUCCUCUCCUGUCACAGUUGCAGCCCUUUCUCACCCACCUCCUGUUCUUCACCCUCCUCCCACAACCGUUGUCCCCAGCCCUCAUGCCCCUCUGAUGCCUCCAUCCCCCCCAUCCCAAGUGGCUCCAGCUCCAGAACCCAAGCGCCAUCCUUCCACUCUGCCCGUCAUCAGCGAUGCUCGGAGCGUCCUGCUGGAAGCCAUCCGGAAAGGCAUCCAGCUGCGCAAGGUGGAGGAGCAGCGCGAGCAGGAGGCCAAGCACGAGCGCAUCGAGAACGACGUGGCCACCAUCCUGUCCCGCCGCAUCGCCGUGGAGUACAGCGACUCCGAGGACGACUCCGAGUUCGACGGGGUGGAUUGGCUGGAGAGGCACAUAAAAGUCACCUACCUGCUCCAGCCCUUCAGUACGAAUUGGAAGGACAGGGAUAAACUGGAACACAACCAGGAGGCAAAGGUAGCAAGACUAUAA